UAAGCCCUUGCAAUCACUGAAAUACACACUCACUCUAAUCAAAAUUAUAAAUUUCUGAAUCUCUCUUUCAUCCUCGUCGACUGCAAGUUCUUCAAACUCUUCGAGCUCGCCUCAAUUCACGCCGCCGCGUAUCCCGUUCAGACACACACCCCUCAAUUCGCAUUGUAACCGACCACGAGAAAAUGGGUAUUCCGUGAAUUGUUGCUCCAUUUUGCUUGUGCCGUCUCCUUUAAAGGCCAUUGAACAAGAUCUUCCUGAAGUAGGAAAGAGUGCUGACUCUAGUACAAAAUCAAUGAUACCUCCUACUUCGUCACUCCCAUCAAAUACUGGUACAUUUUCAUCUGGAGCAGCAGGCCAGGACAUGGCCCAUCCAGGCCCUCCAUUUUUUAUUCCUGAAGGAAAUUCAUCACAUGCUGGAAAUUAUACUUUCAAUGGAAAUGUACUACCAAAGCAGACUGAUCAAUCACAAACAACCAAUGCAAGAGCUAUUGGUACUGCAGAAAUGGGAGCAACUACUCCUGCGUCAGCAGUUAUACAGUCUGCUUCUCAGCCUCUCCCUAAUGCCAGUCCUGCUGCACAUUUUGCACCCUACAGUUUUAGCAAUAUGAAUUCAUGGAUGCCUGCUCCAGCAACAUUUCAAGUGCCCACAAGGAUGGCUAAAGCUCCUGCUACCCCUGCCCCCCCUGGAAUGGCUUCUAACAUACUUUCUCCCUCAAGUUCAACCAUUCAUGCUUCGUCUCAGGAUUCCAUUGGAUUAAGAACGUUCAUGCCUGGUGCUCCUGUUCUCCCCAACCCUCCCAUUCAGCAUAAUGCAGCUGCUAUGUACCCAUCUGCUCCUCCUCAGGCUGGUCCUCCUGGACCAUGGCUGUCUCAUCAGCAGAUCAGUGGCUUUGCUAGACCAUCUUUUUCACCUUAUGGUGCUGCUGUUCCUGGGCCAUAUCCAAUGGCGAUACGUAGCACACCCCCACUAUCUGUUUCAUAUCCUGAUAUCCAACCUCCUGGAGUUUCACCUGCAGUAUCUGCAAUGGGGGCUCCUGCAGCCUCCUUUUCUGCUGGUAACCAGUCAUCCCAUGGUUCUGGACAGGCAGAGUUACCUCCUGGAAUUGAAACUAAUGAUGAAACUCCUAGUAACGAAAAACUGGAUGCCUGGACAGCCCACAGGACAGAGUCUGGGAUUGUGUACUAUUAUAAUGCAUUGACGAGGGAGUCUACAUAUGAGAAACCUUCAGGUUUUAAAGGAGAGUCGGAUAGAGCAACUUCCCAGCCAACUCCUGUUUCAUGGGAGAAAUUAUCUGGUACUGAUUGGACACUUGUCACCACUAAUGAUGGGAAAAAAUAUUACUACAACACCAUACAUAAGGUAAGUAGCUGGCAAAUACCUAGUGAGAUAACUGAGUUGAGAAAGAAGCAUGAUGCUGAUGCUUUGCAAGUUUCAUCAGUGUCAGUGACCAAUACUAAUAUUAUAACUGAAAAAGGAUCUGAUCUUGUUAGUUUAAGCACACCUGCUGCUAACACAGGCGGUCGUGAUGCCAUAGCAGUUAGAUCUUCAGGUGCAUCUGCCUCAUCUUCUGCACUGGAUCUCAUAAAAAAGAAGUUGCAAGAUUCUGGAAUUCCCGAUUCUAGUUCCUCCCCAUCUGUGUCUGGUUCAGUUGCAGUAGAACUUAAUGGCUCAAAACCAAUGGAGGCAACUAUGAAAAAUAUCCAAAAUGAUAAUAAGGAUAAGAACGGGGAUGGUGAAUUAUCCAAUUCUUCUUCCGAUUCUGAGGAUGAAGAUGGAGGCCCGACCAUGGAGGACUGUCUCCUCCAGUUCAAGGAGAUGCUUAAGGAAAGGGGAGUGGCACCAUUCUCAAAAUGGGAGAAAGAACUUCCUAAAAUAGUUUUUGAUCCGCGCUUUAAGGCCAUUCCAGACCAAAGUGCACGAAGAGCUCUCUUUGAGCACUAUGUCCGAACUCGUGCUGAAGAGGAACGGAAGGAAAAACGAGCAGCUCAGAAGGCUGCUUUGGAGGGUUUCAAGCAGUUACUGGAAGAAGCAAAGGAGGACAUUGAUCAGAAUACUGAUUAUCAAACAUUUAAGAGGAGAUGGGGUGAAGAUCCACGAUUUCUGGCCUUGGACAGGAAAGAGAGGGAACAUUUGUUAAAUGAAAGGGUGUUACUUCUGAAAAGGAGUGCUCAAGAAAAAGCUCAAGCACAGCGUGCUGUAACGACAUCUAAUUUCAAGUCGCUGCUUAAGGAUAGCGAAGACAUUACGUCUACUUCCAGGUGGUCAAAGGUGAAGGAUAGCUUAAGAAGUGAUCCCCGAUACAAGUCAGUCAAGCAUGAAGACAGGGAGAAGUUAUUCAAUGAAUACGUAGCAGAACUAAAGGCUGCUGUAGAAGAGACUGCUCAGAAGGCGAAGGCAAAACAAGACGAGGAGGAUAAACUAAAGGAGAGAGAGAGAGCUUUGAGAAAACGAAAAGAAAGAGAAGAGCAAGAAGUUGAGAGAGUGAGGCAGAAAGCUCGCAGGAAGGAAGCUGUUGAAUCAUAUCAAGCUCUAUUGGUGGAAACAAUAAAAGAUCCUCAGGCAUCUUGGUCAGAAUCAAAGCUGAAGUUGGAGAAGGAUCCUCAAGGACGUGCUGCCCACCCACAUCUCGAUAAAUCUGAUUUAGAGAAACUUUUCCGUGAACACAUUAAGUCCUUGCAUGAGAGGUGUGCACAGGACUUCAGGGCUCUGUUGGUAGACGUCAUAACUUCAGAAGGUGCAUCUCAAGAAACAGAAGAUGGUAAAACCAUUUUAACAUCUUGGUCGACAGCAAAACUACUCUUGAAGAGUGAUCCGAGAUAUAACAAAAUGCCGAGGAAAGAGAGAGAAGCCUUGUGGCGACGACAUGCUGAUGAGAUCCUGCGGAAGCAAAAGAAAGAUCAAGAUCAAGUAGACAAACCUGCUGAUGGAAAAAGUAAAGCUAGCAUGGAUUCCGGCAAGCAUCCUUGGAGAACCAAUGACAGAAGAUAGCCGCUUCUCACGCUCGCUAAACUUUUAGCGCGCUGCAUCCCCCGUCAUUCCAUUUACAUGUGGCAUUUUUGUCCAAUUUGAACCUUGAAAUAUAUGUAGCUGACAUAGUUUAUGUGCUACUGCACCUUGUCGAAGUAAGGAGUAUAUGGAAAUGUGGUGUGACAGUGUAAGAAUUUCGAACUUAAAAUUUUGUAAUGUGAAAUUUUUGGUUAUCUAUGUGCUUACUGAUGA
Messenger RNA from Salvia splendens (bonfire salvia), 3220 nucleotides. RefSeq names its product pre-mRNA-processing protein 40C-like. Gene Ontology annotation, cellular component: nucleus. The record is from RefSeq and is a predicted model, not a curated record. Bases 293 to 2989 code for a protein of 898 amino acids. Lineage: Eukaryota; Viridiplantae; Streptophyta; Magnoliopsida; Lamiales; Lamiaceae. The transcript has 16 exons. Gene Ontology annotation, molecular function: transcription coregulator activity; RNA polymerase binding.